UCUCAAAAAUAGUUUUCAAAAAGAUGAAUUACCAAACAACUAUAGGUUUUACAUGCUCAUUGCUCACUUAUAUCGUUUCUUACACCGACUUCCGGCAGCGUUCUCCGGCAACCCGGAACCGUCCUUCCUGUGUGAGAGUGGAGCCUUGCCUUGCCACCGUAAUCUUCCACUUUCAUCUUACUGAUGCUGUUUGUCCUCAAUUGCCGCUAGUGUGAUUGUCUUUCAACUUAUGCUUUCUCCAAACACUCGGAUAGUUAUUAGUAGUGAACAAAACGCUUGACUUUCAAUACAGAUAAUAAUAUUCAAGAUUCAUACCUAGAGACAGGAAAAAGGCAACCACGGGAGUGAAAAACAUGGGGCCAUUUAGGUCUAUUAUUACAGAAGCAUGUGAAAAAGCAUUCAUUUUAACAAAGUUAUUCUGCUUUUUACAUGUUACUGACACCUAUCUGAUCGACCCUGUUAUGACCUAUGGUCCUAGCAUGCUUCCUGCAAUCGGUCUGUCACCAAGCCUCUUUCUUACUGAAAGGAUCUCAACUCGAUUUGGUAAACUUGCUCAAGGAGAUAUUAUAGUACUGCGCAAUCCUCAAAACCCUAGAAGGACCAACUCAAAGCGCUUGGUUGGAUUAGAGGGUGAUACCAUUACAUAUGUUUCUAGUUCCGAAAACAGCGAUAUGCAUGAGACUGUUGUGACCUGGCAUUCAUUUGGCUUCUUCAUUUUAAGAAUGAGCUUGGCCACGUUUGGGUACAAGGUGAUAACACAUAUAAUAGCAACGAUUCUAGACAUUUUGGUCCAGUUCCUUAUGGCCUUAUUGAGAGUAAGCUAUUUUGGAGGGUAUGGCCACUUGAAGAUUUUGGACCGUUCUGGAAAAAAUGAUUUGAAGAUUUCAAUAAUAGGACUUGCUCAACAUAUUUUAAGGCCCAAGACAAACUAUAAUAUGAGGUCCAUCAUGUUAAAGAUUAUUUUUUUGAUGAUACGUUAGAGAUAUAUAUAACUUAUUUGUUGCAAAAAUAUUUAUAUAAACUUUUGAUUUAGUGGUAAGAUUGUUUUUCAAUUAAAACUCAUGACUUGGGUUUGAACCUCUGAGUGAUAGUGCAAGUAUUCCAUUCCAA
Cicer arietinum (chickpea) is the source of this 1110-nucleotide messenger RNA. NCBI's taxonomy places the organism in Eukaryota, Viridiplantae, Streptophyta, Magnoliopsida, Fabales, Fabaceae. The record is from RefSeq and is a predicted model, not a curated record.